UAUUUUAGGGGUCUCAGUGUUGGCGGAGCCAUGAUGUUGACUGUGGGGUCCGCUCUCCUCUUGUUUGUCCUGCUCUCGGAGGACGCUGUAGAAUGUGGGGCCAGAGUUCCAGGACCCCCCACCAACGUGAAUGUGACCACCAACUUCCACAGACAACUUGAUGUAUCAUGGUCUAAGCCGGCCUCGUCUGCCAUGGAGACGUCUGUCUUAGAGACGCCUGUCAUGACCUUGAAUUACUCAACGUCGAACACUACCGAACUUACUACACACGCGUCACCACCAUCUGUCGUUGACCAAUACUCUGUGUUUUGGACUAAUGUCAACAGUAGUUGGGCAAAUGACAACACAACUCAACUACAGUACAGCAUAAGGAAUCUGGCUGACUGCACAUUAUACCACGUUUUCGUCCGCGCCUGGGAGAACGGUGUGAUGGGCCAGCCAUCUGCCACCAUCCCACAAACCACACUUCUUAAUGAUGCCGAAAACCUUGUCAUGACUCAAUCUGGAAGUGACGUGACAGUGAGUUGGACGUGGGAGCCGCCUGGUACAUGUGGAGAACCGGCUGUGUUCAAUGUGUCUUGGAAUGGAAGUAAUAGCUAUGCCGUUGUUACUGAGACUGAGUACACCAUUACAGGUGUAAUAGUUGAAGAGGGGUUCAUGGUGUGUGUGUUAACCUCUUGUAGUAACUGCACAAGUCAACUGACCUGCGUGAAAGAUUUUCAAUCUCCAAAAAAUUCAGAUCUUCCCCUGAUACUCGGGCUCAGUAUAGGGAUCCCUGUUGCUGUCAUCAUUGUCUGCCUCGCUGUCUUUCUGUACUGGAAGCAACACAAGAAACAGCCGGUGUAUCAAGUGGGUGCUGGGAACCCCAACAAUCGAAUAGGCUUAGACAACAUGGGCUUCAAUUGCUCGCCCAGUACAGAAGAAAUGUUGAGGAAUGAAUUUCAAACCAAAUUUACCCAGCAAGAAUACAAGAAGCCUACGACGCAAGCAUUGCGUCACGCAGACAGGAACAGAUAUGCCGACAUACUACCAUUUGAUGACACCCUUGUGAGAGUGAAGCAUGUGGAGUACAUCAACGCCUCGUAUGUCCUGGGAAAGUUCAUAGCCACACAAGACCCGUAUCCUGACCAGGAUGAUGACUUCUGGCAACUGAUCUGGGACUGUAAUGUUCACGUCAUUAUCAGACUCUCCAAGGACACCAGUAAACAUGCGACAGCCCGCUACGUGGACGACCGCGGCGACAACACCUGGGUGAUGGGGCACGACGAGCUCAGUGUCUCCCUCAUGGACACCCUCAACGACGACAGCUUCUGCAAGAGAACACUGACAGUCUGUAAGGGUGAGGAGGUGAGGGUGAUCCAUCACUUCCACAUGACGGACUGGCCAGAGAGGUCGGUGCCGGCCAGCCAGCACGCGCUCAACCUGGUGAUGGCCGCGCGCACCGCCAACAGCCUCUACAGUAAAAACCCAGUUCUCAUUCACUGUGGAGCUGGUUGUGGCAGAACAGGGACCAUCAUUGCAAUCUGGCACCUUUUGGAUGAGUUCCUUGAAGAUCGAAUGGCCAACAUUGUGAGGACUGUUGAAAUGAUGCGCGAAUGUCGAAUGAGCAUGGUACAGACUGAGGAUCAGUAUGUCUUCAUAUACAAAUGUUUUGAAGAUUUUAAAGAGAAGCGUAGUCAAUAUGAAACACAUGCUGCAACGUACGAAGUAGUGAGAUAAUGGGUCGACACCGUGGGAACGCCUUCACCCAAGCAAGACAACACCUUCAUAUAUGAUCAAGCAGUAUCACUUACUUUAUUUGGUUACUUUAACCCCAUAGUUAAAUACGUUAAGAGAAUUGAGUAAAAUCUAUACA
Molecule: messenger RNA, 1855 nt
Organism: Procambarus clarkii (red swamp crayfish)
Lineage: Eukaryota; Metazoa; Arthropoda; Malacostraca; Decapoda; Cambaridae
Source: RefSeq, a predicted model, not a curated record